UAUAUUAAAGAGUUUAUCGCCUCAGAGCAGGAACAAAAAAUCAGUUUAGUCUUAAAUUUAGAAUCUAAACCAAUCAGUUGUUACAAUUAUUAAUUAAUUAUAAUUUUAAUUACAAAUUUAAAAAAAAAAUGAAUAUUAGUUUAAGCCGUAAUAGUUUAAAGCUUUUUAGUUUUUCAAAAAUAAAGUCUAUCAAGUGCAAUGCUCGGAGUUCAUCUCAGUAUUACCCAAUUGAUGAACAUAUUUUCGGAUUAAAUGAACAGCAAAAAGAGUUACGAACGUCUGUUUUUAAUUUUGCGCAAAAAGAAUUAGCCCCGAACGCUUCUCAAAUUGAUAAGAACAACAAUUUUGAUGAUUUACGAUCAUUUUGGAAACAACUUGGUAAUCUAGGUCUGUUAGGAAUUACAGCACACCCCAAGUAUGGAGGUACAGGUGGUAGUUACUUAGAUCACGUAAUCGUGAUGGAAGAAUUAAGUCGUGCUUCCGCAUCUAUUGGCUUGAGUUAUGGCGCCCACUCGAAUUUAUGCAUCAAUCAGAUCCAUCGAAAUGGAACAGAAGAACAGAAACUCAAGUAUCUGCCAAAAUUAUGCAGCGGCGAACAUUUCGGUGCAUUGGCGAUGUCUGAAUCAGGAUCAGGUUCGGAUGUUGUCUCAAUGAAACUUAAAGCUGAAAAACACGGAGACUACUAUAUUUUAAAUGGUAAUAAAUUUUGGAUUACCAAUGGUUCUGAUGCUGAUACUCUUGUCGUUUAUGCCAAAACAAAUCCUAAUGUUGAUAAACCACAACAUGGGAUAACAGCAUUUAUUGUUGAAAAAGGUACUGAAGGUUUUAGUACAGGAAUUAAAUUAGACAAGCUUGGCAUGCGCGGUUCUAAUACAGCCGAAUUAAUCUUUCACGAUUGCAAAAUACCUGCUAAAAAUAUAUUAGGUGAAUUGAAUAAAGGAGUUUACGUUUUGAUGAGUGGAUUAGAUUUAGAAAGACUUGUUUUAGCUGGAGGUCCACUUGGAAUUAUUCAAGCGUGUUGUGAUAUAUCAUUCGAAUAUGCUCACGAAAGAAAACAAUUUGGCAAAAGAAUUGCCGAAUUUCAAAUGUUACAAGCAAAGAUAGCUGAUAUGUAUACUAUUUUGAGUGUAAGUAGAAGUUACUUAUAUUCCGUAGCAAGAGCUUGUGACGCCAAUCAUAUAAAUCGUAAAGAUUGUGCUGCAGCUAUUCUCUUUUGUGCAGAAAAUGCGACGAAAGUUGCAUUAGAUGCUAUUCAAAUACUGGGGGGAAACGGAUACAUAAAUGAUUAUCCGACAGGUCGUUUAUUAAGAGACGCAAAAUUGUAUGAAAUUGGUGCAGGAACUAGUGAAAUUCGAAGAUUAGUAAUAAGUCGAGCAAUUACUGAAGAGUAUUCGUAAAUAAAAAUAUUUUCCAUGUAAAUUAGAUAAAGUUUUUUUUAUAUCUUAGUAUUUUAUAUUAAAUGAUCUGUUAUUAUAUCUUUAUAUUUAAUGUAUAUCCCUGAUUAAAAAUACUCAUUGAAAAGUAUUGAAAAAGAUGAGAAUUGAAUACUUUCGAAU
This is a messenger RNA of Microplitis mediator, 1556 nucleotides long. RefSeq names its product isovaleryl-CoA dehydrogenase, mitochondrial. The coding region runs from base 129 to 1397 and encodes 422 amino acids. Gene Ontology annotation, cellular component: mitochondrion. NCBI's taxonomy places the organism in Eukaryota, Metazoa, Arthropoda, Insecta, Hymenoptera, Braconidae. The transcript has 8 exons. The record is from RefSeq and is a predicted model, not a curated record. Gene Ontology annotation, biological process: L-leucine catabolic process. Gene Ontology annotation, molecular function: flavin adenine dinucleotide binding; 3-methylbutanoyl-CoA dehydrogenase activity.